CUUAUUUUGUUCAGUGAUCUCAGUUUUGAUAAUCAUAUUAAUGAGGUCACCAGAGCGCCUUUCCACAACUUAAAAACAUAUCAGAAGCUAGAAAAUUCCUAUUGCAAACUGAGAAAUGUGCGAAAGGGUUCAUAUCGAGCAGGUUGGACUACUGUAAUGCUCUAAUUGCAGGAUUAUCCAAAUUGUCAGUAGGUGGACUUCAUCUUCUUCAGAAUGCAGCAUACGUGGAAGUUUGAAAAUAUUACCCCAAUAUUGAAGUCACUGGAUUGAAGUUCUGGUUUCCAGUUCAACAGAGAACUGCCUUUUAAAGUCCUUCUAUUAGUUAAUGAAGCUCUCAGUGGUUUGGCCCCCAGUUCAUUUCUGGUGUACUCUGUGUCUGUAACCCUAUUAUAACUCUCAAGUCAUCAGAUGCAGCUCUUUUAACUUGUACCCUGGAAUUUUCAUUGUCAUUUUUUAAAUCCACUUAACACUGACCUAUAAAUCACUUAAGCCUUAAAUAGGCCCGUAACUCAAGGGAUGAGUCAGUGUUGUGUCUACACAUAACAGGCAUAUUAACAUAGAACCGAUCUGAAAUGUUUUAAGGAACUUUGUUACUAGCAGCCAGCUGCAAGAAAACCAACACAAAAGGAAUUUUCACAGAUAAAGUGUUUGAAUAGGAAAAGGUCCUGAUGCAGGAUCUGAGAGAUGCAUCUGGCCCUUCAGGUAUUUCAUAUACUUACUGUUUACUGAAGCCUCAUCAGAAAUAGUCAGUGGAAGGUUGUCAAGAAGCCAUUUUUUAGAACGAUGAACAAGGAGAAAAGCCUGACGUAUGAUAAAUUACACAAGAACUAUACUGAAAAUCGUCCCCAACAGGUCUAAUGGAGUGAUGAAUCCGAACUUGAAAUUUCAGCUUAAAAUUGUUUUCAAUAUGUCUGGGAGUCAGGAGUGAGGUAGAGAAGUUCAUCACUCCUUUACAGCCAUCUGUAAAACACAGCAGAGGCACCUUAAUGGUUUGGAGCUGCAUUUCACCCAGCCAAAAGUGACGGAAUUACGAACACAGAAAAGUAACAUAAAAUUUUGAUCCAUUGUGGAAUACCAUCUAAAAAGCAUGUGAUUGGCAACAACUUAAUUUUUCCACAUGCCAAUGAUCCCAAACACACUGCCGAUGCAGUAAAAGAUUACGUGGAAAUCUUAAAUGAAUUCUAAGAAUGCUGGUGUUCAAGUUUCAUCACGACCUUCAGUACAUGUAAUGUCAGGGAUGUUUUCCAAAGUCAACAAGUUGAGUUAGGCUGCUUUUCACAGCAAUACAGCUUCUUGGUAGAUUUUGAAUCCUCUAAUCUGUAUCAGCAUUUAACUGAUCACAUUUUUCCAUAAAGCCGGAAUUUUAUGUAUUACUGUGCAUUGUUCUGGCUAAAACCUUAAGGCAGACAUCCAGGCCACCCUUGUCCAUAUCAGUACUGCAGAAAUUCUGUAGUGUUAUAAUGUUAUUGUGCAGGAAUCUGCAUGUAAGGGGUUAGUGUUUACAUGGUGUCAAUUUCCUGUUUCUUGCACCACUUCUCUGGAGAUUCCAAAGAACUGAAACCCUGACACACAAUCCCACACUCAUAAACAAAGCCUUCCUUAAACGUUUCAUUUGAGUCAGCUUUAAAGGAAACCUGCAUAUCAGUUGAAGUGAGAAAUCUUCCUGCUGCUGUCCACUUUGGGCGAGAACUACACUGCUGUUUCAAAUUGAGUGAGGGAAUUCCAGUGAAACUUGGUUAUUUAAUUUCCACACUGCCUGCUCUCACAACAUGGAUCUUAUCUUCGUCUUCCCACUGAUACUUGCACUGAUUUCCUGUGGACAGAGUCACACUGAGGGGACUGAACAAACUAAUGGUUCAUGUUACAACUUGUGCCCAGCUGGAUAUCAUAAAGUUGGUAACUGUGAUGAUCAAGUUAAAAAGUACAAAUGCAAGAAAUGUGAGGUUGGCUUCUACACAGACAUAGAAAACUACAGAGAGAAAUGCCUUAGGUGUGACUUAUGUAAUCGUUGUCAUAAAGGUGGUACCUGUGACGAGCCAAUUGAAAAGUACAGAUUCAAAAGAUGUGGCAAAAGAUGGCACCUACAUGGAAAUGAAAAACCAUAUGGGGAAAUGUCAAGUGUGAGUCAUGUGUUUGUCUUUCCACUGAUACUUGCACUGACUUCCUGUGGACAGAGUCACACUGAGGGGAUCGAACAAACUGAUGGUUCAUGUUACAAUUUGUGCCCAGCUGGAUAUCAUAAAGUUGGUAACUGUGAUGAUCAAGUUAAAAAGUACAAAUGCAAGAAAUGUGAGGAUGGCUUCUACACAGACAUAGAAAACUACAGAGAGAAAUGCCUUAGGUGUGAACAGUGUAAUCAUGAUGAGGUGGUAAUAGAGCCCUGCAUCUUUAACAGGAGCAUAGUGUGUGGCUGCAAAGAGGGAUACUACAAUUCAGGAUCUGAUUCACUGCAAUGUUCAAAAUGUUCCUGCGAGCACUGCCCACACAAUGCUGACUACAAAGCGAAGUGCUCACCCCCCUCGAGUUAUAGGCAAAAGCCUACUACAGCUUCGACAAAUCCAUCUACAACUCGAAUUGUGUCUUCAACCACAGUGGCAAACAAAAGAUUGAUGCCUACAACUGUUACACCAGCUUCAACUUCAACUCCCGACCCAAACAAACCUCUAGUUUCAACAUCCAAGGCUACCACGAAAACAUCAAAUCCUCAUAUAACAGAGAUUCCACGUAACCCGGGGAGUGCAGGAAUUUUUCUCGCAGUGAUUAGCUUUCUGUUGCUCUCAUGGUUCCUGCUGAUCUGCACCAUGAAGAUAUUCAAACACAAAGACAGUUUUUGCUGGAGAAGGAGGAAAGAGGCUGAAGUCUCCCAGAACGAACAACCCAGUCAUCAAGGCAGUAACCCGACCACGCUGACGCUUACAGUAUCUGAGGAAACUCCCAUGUUGACUCUCAAUCAGAGUCCAGCCAUAUCAGAACAUCCAACCCACAUCAACCCUCUCGUGCCAGUCAAUGGCCAGUUAGUUGCCAGACAACAUGACCACGCAGAUCGCUGGCCGGCCAUCGUCCUCUACGCGAUCAUCAAGGAGGUGCCCUUGCAUAGGUGGAAGGAGUUCUUGCGUCUGCUUAAGGUGACUGACCAGCAGAUGGUGCGAGUCGAGAUGGAGACUGGUUUCAGUCUCGGCUCCAUGGAGAAGCAGUACCAGAUGCUGAGGCUGUGGAGCCAGCACUCUUCCUCCAAACUCAGUGAUAUUUUCUCAGCCUUACACUACAUGGAAUUAUCCGGCUGUGCACAGCUGCUCCAGGAAAGCCUGGAACAGCUGCAGUGGACGCCUGACCACAGACAGGCGCUCACAGCCAUUUGAAUGGAGCAGUGCGGGACAACUGAGGCUGUACCUGGCGGCACAAGAGUAAUGCUAUCUAUAACACGACUGGAAACAUAAAUUAUUCAGCCAUGGACACUGGUGUGAAAGACUAGACACUCGCUGGAAAGGACAUUACGAUCUGUAGCCAUAUAGUACAACCCUAGAAACCUGGAACAAUGUCGUAAAUAUCCCGUACUGAGUAAUGCAGACGUAGAUUAAAGCCAAAUAAAAACAUCUGAUAAGCUGGCAUGAAAAAAAUGGACCCUUGUUUCAUGUUAACACAGAAACCUAAAAUGUUGAAUGUAAACAUAUGAAAUAAUGGAUUUGUAGCUGUGGAAAAUGCAGUUUUGAACAUCAGUUUCCUUCCUCAAGAGCAUCGUUAGCAUUUUUAGGAACCACAUAACACCUCUUAACACACUCGUAAUAUUCUUGUAGCCUACAGUAGGUGGAGACAGUAAAUAAAUAAAAAAAUAUUAAGGGAUGUCCCCUUCCCGUAACUAAUGGCUGCUGCCAAAAAGUAGUUUAGAACAAUCUAACCUCCAGUUUUUUGUGUGGUGCCUCUUAAAUGCCAACAAUGGAGGCUGCGGUUUUACAGCAGUACUGCAAUGUACAUGCAUAACCGGGAGGUGUAUGUGCUUAAAGGGUAAGCAAGGAAGUUGCACUUCCUUAGUGUAGUGUACGUGAUUGUUUUACCUCCACGAGUCUGUGCUUGAGAUUUCUCUUUUUUUUUUUCCUUUUGACUUGUCACAGGACAGACUUUUUCAGUUUGAAUCUUUAAACUGUGCGUGUGCGUGAUCACUCCGUGCACAUCUGGGAUGUUUGUGCAGCACAGCUGCAGACGUCUCCCUCGUUUGGUAUAACAACUCAGCCACUGAUUGUUAUUGUGCACCCUCGCAAAGGAAGAAAACUGAAAUCCCCAAAGGACGUCAGUUUUUCAGUUUCCUGCAACUAAAUGGUGUCAGUGUUCAGCAUGCUGGGUUUUUCCUCACCACACAUAUUCCAUUUGAACGGAUGGUUCUCACUUGUGGUGUUUGGGUAUCUCACUUUGAGAGUUUUUGUGUGUGUGUGUGUGUGUGUGUGUGUGUGUGUGUGUGUGUGUGUGUGUGUAUGUGUGUGUGUCAUUAUACUUCAUUGACAGUAAAGGUCUUGGAUUUUCCAGUUUAAGAUGUUUAUUUAAGAAAGUUUUAAUGGGAAUUUAGGUCACUGUCCCUGAGAUAUAAAUAUUUGUAUAUGUUUUACAGGUUAAAGUAUUAUUGUUUUUUUUAUUUAUGAUCCAUUUGUAUGAAUAGUUGUGUGGUGCAGAAUAAACUGAAAGUGAAAAUCUU
Molecule: messenger RNA, 4684 nt
Organism: Oreochromis niloticus (Nile tilapia)
Lineage: Eukaryota; Metazoa; Chordata; Actinopteri; Cichliformes; Cichlidae
Product: tumor necrosis factor receptor superfamily member 8
Exons: 14
Coding region: 1770-3359 (529 amino acids)
Biological process (GO): inflammatory response; signal transduction
Cellular component (GO): plasma membrane; membrane raft; signaling receptor complex
Molecular function (GO): tumor necrosis factor binding; tumor necrosis factor receptor activity
Source: RefSeq, a predicted model, not a curated record